AUGGCGGCAGUGACUUCACCAACAGAUACGAAACCUCUUCCUCCUACUGUGGGUGCCAUCCAGGGCUCGAUCCCCCAGUCCAUGCUGGGCUGGCUGCGCGAGACUCCAAGUGAAACUCCGAUCGAGGAGAUCCGUCGUCGCUUGUUUGAGGAUGAGUAUGUCUUUGUGAAAGGACUCGUACCGCGCGACGACGUUUUGAAGAUGCGAGAACACUAUUUUGGCCAAUUCAAGUCUUUGGGUUUGCUGAAGCCUGACACAGACCCGGUCGACGGUAUCUACAACAUGGCCGAAGAUAUCUCGCUGCACAAUGGAAUCGGUGGUGGAGGUCCAGCAGGGCACGACGAAUUGGAGCAGCUUGUGAAAGCUCAUGUCCAACAACCGUACCUAGACUUUGUGGCGCACCCGAAGUUGCGCGCGAUGGUCCGCAAUAUCAUGGACUGGGAGGAGGAGGUCCUCGUCAAAAGAACUAUGCUUCGACACAAUAUCCCCGGAGGUCAAAGCACUGGCGUUCAUUACGAUAAGCUCUUCCUUCGCGGAGGCCACGCGUUCUUCCUAACGGCGUGGGUGCCCAUUGGGGAUAUCACUGCCACAGGAGGUGGGCUUGUCUAUCUCGAAGACAGCACCAAUCUCGGCAAGGCCAUUGAGGAUGAUUUCGAGGUACGCGCCAAAGACUUCACCGUCGAGGAGAAGAUUUCAGCGUUCAAUCGCAAUAUGUCUGCCACUGGCGUUCUGUCGCUGGAUCCAAUGGUUUUCCAACAAGACAAUGAGCACCUCGCCAGGAAGACGAAGUACCAUUGGCUUGUUGCGGAUUACGAGGCCGGUGAUGUGGUCUUUCAUCUGCCAUACACCAUCCACACCGCAACUGCUAACGCCGACCCUACUGGCCGCAUACGCCUGAGCACUGAUCUCCGUUUCUAUGACAAGAAAGAUGUUGAGGCGAGCAGUACAGACCAACGUUGGAAUAAAUAUUGGACUCCAGAUGAUGGGCUUUGA
Molecule: messenger RNA, 993 nt
Organism: Fonsecaea pedrosoi CBS 271.37
Lineage: Eukaryota; Fungi; Ascomycota; Eurotiomycetes; Chaetothyriales; Herpotrichiellaceae
Exons: 1
Coding region: 1-993 (330 amino acids)
Source: RefSeq, a predicted model, not a curated record